CCAAGAGUAAGACCGAGCAGAUUAACAAUAAAAAGAGAUGGUAGCAGACAUGGAGAUGGAGAUGGAAAUGGAAACUGAGUCUGAGUCUGAGACUGAGAAGCUACAGCAUCUUUAGCUCGAGUUUACGCGCUCACUUUUAGUGUCUCGCCAACUCUUUCCCGAUCUACUGAUAUUUUAAUAUUCAAAUAUCGAGCAAUCCCGGAUACGCGGUCAUGAGAUCAGGAUACGCGGAGGCUCCUUAUUUUUUUUAUACACAAUUUUUUUUUUAUAUUCCCUCAACAUGUGAACGUCAAAAGUGUUUCGAUAUUUAAAUUAUAAUUUUUAAUUAAGACACGAACGUGUGUUUUAUCUACCAGUGGAUUAAUAUAUUUAUAUAUUUAUAUAUAAGUGAGUUAAAAGUCUACAUAAUAUUUAAAAAAAUAAUAAAUAGUCAAGGUUAUUUAUAUGAAUAAUUAAAUGCGACAUUAAAUAUAUGUGUUGAUAUAUGUGUUAAUAAAUAUAAGAUUGAAUUAUAAAAUAUAUAUUAUGCAAUGUAAUGAUUUAUAAGAGACAAACAUCAAUAAUGUCUUCGAAAAAAACAAAUCAGCGAAAAUUUUCUACGACCAAGACCGGCUCGAAAUUAGGAUCGAGUAAUAGGGGAGACAAAGUUGAGAGAUGCAGGGGAAGAUGCAGAGUCCAGUGGAGCGAAAAACACGUCAAAGAGGGCCUGGUUUUGGUACAGGAGACACAAUUGGCGAGGGUGGUUAAGACGGGCCCGAUUGCUGAGCAUUACGAAAUAGACCCGAAACCGUUUGCGAGUGGCCAGUGGGCAAAAGUUUAUCGUUGUCGAUCAAGAUCAACUGGUACUUUGUAUGCUGCUAAAUAUUCAUCAAGAACACGUUUCAAUACUGAUUGCAGUGCUGAGCUUCGUCAUGAAAUAGCAUUAUUGUCACUUUGCUCACAAUCACCACGUGUUGUACGUCUGCAUGAUGUUUAUGAGACUCCGAAAGAAAUUAUUUUAGUUAUGGAAUUUGCACCAGGUGGUGAUUUACAAACGCUAAUAGACGGUGACUUAGUGCCACUAGAAGGAGACGUAGUGCAUUUUGUAAAACAGCUGGUAGAAGGACUCGCCUACCUCCACGAGAGAAAUAUCGCCCAUUUGGAUAUCAAGCCGCAAAAUUUAGUCAUGAUGGGAACUUUUCCCGAGUGUGAUGUCAAAUUAUGUGACUUUGAAAUAUCACGUGUCGUCCUAGAAGGCACUGAAGUGAGAGAAAUUCUUGGGACACCUGAUUACGUUGCUCCGGAGAUUCUGCAUUAUGAGCCGAUAACACUUGCGGCGGACAUGUGGUCUCUUGGUGUGACAACGUAUGUGUUGUUGACGGGAUUUUCCCCGUUUGGAGGAGAAACUGACCAAGAAACUUUUCAAAAUAUUUCGUUGGGCGAAGUCGAUUUCCCGGAGGAAUUGUUCGAAGAUGUUUCAACCCAGGCUAAAGACUUUGUUGCUAAGCUUCUCGUGCUUGACCCUAGCGCACGUAUGUCAGCAAAACAAUGUCUGCGUCACGAUUGGCUGAAAGACGCGCCAACACAGGCAUCACCGCACCUCCGUAGAUAUUUAUCAAAGUCACGUGAAGUUUUAUUAGAGCGUGUGGUGAGUCGUGAGAAUCUUCGACGCGUCGCUCUUAUGAAUCAGCAACAUCCAUCAUUAGCAUUAACAUCAAGCCAAGCGAAUUUGCGUGAACCAGAAGGACAGCUCGCCGGUGGACUCAGUCAAAGUGAAAUGUGUCUGAACAUAACCGGUAGUCACGCAAGUUUAAUAAACAGCGAAUGUUACAUGACCCCAUCAAAUUCACAAACAAGUUUGAAUUCAUCACAAAGUUUGUCUACAUCACAACACAGUCUCGCGACAUCCCAAGCGAGCCUCGCAACUAGUCAAAAUUAUUUACUUAACGCCGAGCAAACCCAGGGAUUACUCUCCCAAGUACAAAGUCGCUCCCACGCAAAUUUGAAUCACGCGAACCGCCGCGGUUUGCUAUCGCGAAUGCGCAGUUUGAAUCAAAUCCAAUCGCAAGCCUGUUUGAUAACCCGCUCGUCCCAGCAGAAAGAAUUUCUGAUAAAUCCUCUGUUCGGAAGUCGGUCCCAGGAGAAAUUAUACGGCCUCAAGUGUCUGUCUAAGUCCCAGGGUGUGCUCGACAUUUACCACAGUCUCGAAUCGAUCAGAAAAACCGGCCGUAAAAAAGAUCAAAGUGAAAAAAAUGUCAUCGCCAAUAAAUAUUUGAACGAAAGAUUUUCUUCCCGCGCUUUGGAACGAUGCGAAAGUGCCGGCGAUGUUCUCACAAGUUCUUUUAACGUCCGUUCUUUGAACCUCGACGCGAACCUUAACCUCGGAGACGAAACGAACCACAAAAUGGCGGAUGGAAAUCAAAAUGAAUUACAGGGAGAGAAGAGUUCGGAAAAGAAAAUCAAUGACUCGGAAGAAAAUUUUGACAGCCUUCAGUCAGUCGAGUCGGACACGUUGACUGAAGACUCCGACGAAACAGACCCGCGAUUGGUCAAAACGUCAGUUCGUCAGAAUUCCGACAUUUCUUCUCACUCGAACAACUCCGGAAAUUCCGACGACAAAAAUCACUCGGACGAGCCCUCGGAGUCUGAGAACGACGAGCCCAAGUACACGGUAGCGCAGUUGGUUUCCGCUUUUAAUAAACACCAAGAAGUCGCAUCGCAGACUAGUUUGGAAGCCAUAAUGACCGAAAAACGCGUUAACGAGGUUAACUUUCCAACGGGACCUAAAGCGUUGCGACUUUUUAUCCCGGAUAUCAACAUCCAGGAGCGCGGGAUCGUCCGAAGGAAGACGAGUUACAAGCCGCGGAAAAAUUGGGAAGAACUGAGAAAACGCAAUGAGAAAAACGAAGGGUUGAUUAAAGAUUUCGACAAUGAUUCGGGUAAUGAAGACGAUCUGGUUAAUCCAGAUGCCUGUGAUCAGAACAAAGUCGUGGGGGAUGAAGAUGAUCGGGAAAAUUCGAUAGUAAAAAAUAAUGAAUGGACGGAAUUGUUUUCAGAUCAAAUUGAAGAAAGUCUUAAUAAAAAUAUUAUUAUUAAUGAGAAAUAUAAACAAUGCGUCGAUGUCGCGAAUUCGAAUAAAUUAAUUAGAGAAGAUGAUAAAGAUCGGGCGGUUAAAGAAGACGAUAGCCGGAUUAAUCAGACGUUAAUCGAAGAAUUUGGUAAAGAAGAAAUGAUUAAACCGAUUAAUCAAACGUUAAUCAAAGAGAUGGGUAAAGAAGAAAUGAUUAAACCGAUUAAUCAGACAUUAAUCAAAGAGAUGGGUAAAGAAGAAUUGAUUAAACCGAUUAAUCAGGCGUUAAUCAAAGAGAUGGGUAAAGAAGAAAUUAUUAAACCGAUUAAUCAGGCGUUAAUCAAAGAGUUUGGCAAAGAAGAAAUGAUUAAACCGAUUAAUCAGACGUUAAUUAAAGAGAUGGGUAAAGAAGAAAUGAUUAAACCGAUUAAUCAGACGUUAAUCAAAGAUUUUGGUAAAGAAGAAAUGAUUAAACCGAUUAAUCAAAGCAAGUUUUCGAAUUCGCGGUCGUCUUAUUUCAAGGAACGGAUGCCGAAUUAUAUUUAUCCGGAAGUGUUGGCUUGCACGAAAGAUGAAGAAGACGAUAAGAAGAAAGUAGUAAAUAUUUCUAGAGAUAGUUCUGUUAACCUUAAAGACAUUUUGAAAAUGGACGGCAAUAAGGAAGCGCAGAAAAAUAUUGAGAAGUUGAGGAAGAGAACUUCGAUUACUAAAAUAAUUGUCACUGAUAACAUGAUUACUGAUGAGCAAUUAAGUAAAUCGAAUUGUGAUGAAGAUAAAGUGAAAAAUGACAAGAGGUUAGAACGGGUGUGUUCGUCAUCGAGUGAAGAUCCUGAUGGUAAAGAAGAAAAGCGCAAGGACGGUAAUAAAAAUUUGAAUGUUUACGAUAAGAAAUUAACGAAAGAAGAAAAGAAAAUUUGGGGUAAAGUUUGUACGGGUUCUUACACGCGCGCGAUGGAAAAGUUUAAUGGUAAGAAGAGUAAUUUAAGUGGGGACAAAAAUAAAAGUAAAAAUUUUAGGGAUAAAUGAAAUUUGAAUCAGAUCUUCUCUGGCAGGUUUUGAAAAUGCCGCGAUUUUACGGUAUAGAUACUCAAUAACUUUCGGUAAAAGUUUGGAAAUUUUUACUGUAGUAUUCUGGUAACUGUACAGCAUAAAUAUAGUAAAUAAAAAACUGACCAAUCCCUAGCGAAUUCGAAUUACGGUAAAUUACUGUAUUUUUUUACAAAAUACCUGAUCGCUUCGGCAAAUUCGCCGCAUUAUGCGGUAAUUAACCGCAAGUGACCGCAAUUUGCUGCAUUCUUACCGUAAACACGGUACAGUACUUCAUUUUACGGUAAAAUACUGGAGUUUUGCCGUAAAUCCGCAUGUUCACGAUGAAAUAUCGCAAUCCUACUGCACUUUUGCGGUAAAAUACCGCAACAUUGCAGCAAAUUUACGGUAAAUUAUCGCGCCCUUGCCGUAAAAUACCGUAAUGCACGGUAAUUUAUCCAAAUACCGUAAACGCAACUUUACUUUAUUGUAGAGUACUGCAAUUUUGCAAUAAAUCUACAACUUCACAAGGAAAUAUCGAAUUUUUACCGUAAUAUACCCAUAAAUUAUAGCAAAUUUACGGUAAAUUACCGCGCCCUUGCCGUGAAAUACCGUAAUUUACUGUAAUUUAUUCAAAUACCGUAAACACGACUUUACUUAACUGUAUAAAACUGUAAUUUUGCAGUAAAUCUACACCUUCACAACAAAAUACCAAAAUUUAACCGUAAAAUGCUCCUGUAGUUUAACAAGUUUACAUUAAAUUACCGCAGCUUUAUAGCAAAAUACUGGAAUUUAUUGUAAUUUUUCCGAAUACCGUUGUCACGAUUUCACUUUACGAUAGAAAACUGUAGUUUUGCAAUAAAUCUGCACCUUCACAACAAACUAUCAAAAUUUUACCGUAAAAUGCCCCUGCAUUUUAUCAAAUUUACGGUAAAUUUCCGCAGCUUUGUAGCGAAAUACCGUAAUUUACUGUAAUUUUGCCGAAUACCGUAAACACGACUUGACUUUACGAUAGAAAACUGUAAUUUUGUAGAAAAUCUACACCUUAACAACCAAAUACCGCAAUCGUACCGUAAAAUGUCCCGGUAUUUUAACACAUUUACGGUUAAUGACUGCAGCUUUUUAGCAAAAUACCGGAAUUUACUGUAAUUUUUCCAAAUACCAUUGUCACGAUUUUACUUUACUGUAGAAAACUGUAAUUUUGUAGUAAAUCUGCACCUUUACAACGAAAUACCGCAUUUUUACGGUAAAAUUCCCCAGAACUGUAGCAAAUUUGCGGUAAAUUACCGAACUUUGGCCAUAAAAUACCGAAAUUUACUGUAAUUUUUCCUAAUACGAAUUUACGGCAUGCGCACAAGUCAAAAAUUGGCGGCAUUUUCAAAACUGCGAGUGGGAUUUAUUUUAUAUUAAGACUGAGCAUUAUAUUGACUGUACUUAAUUUGCUUUUUUUUUUAUAUAAAAAUAAUAAUAAUAAGAAAAAAGUAAUUGAUUGCCUCGAUAACAUUUUAUGGAAAGCCUCGAUCUAGAUUUUUUUUUUGUUGCCUUUUAUCGAUCUCGUUGUUUGUUGUAUGUCUUUAUCGAUUAAUUAAAUCGCGUGGAAAAAAACCGGUUGUUGCGAGCAGUAAAUUUAAAAAUCGCGUCAAUUGUAAGGUUAAUAAAAAUAAUAUAAUAAAUUUAUCAUUUUAUUAAACUCAAUUACAUACUUGUAAUUAGAUAUUAAUUGAAUAAUAAUGAUAAUAAUUAAAUAUGCUAAGAUAUUAAUGAAGUGUAAUGCAAUAUGUAGAUUUUAAUACUGAUAAUUUAUAAUAAUAAUAAUAAUAAUAAUUUUAAUUAAAUGCAGCGUAAAUUUAAUCACGAUCACUGUGACGGUUACUUAAUAAUCUGAUUAAUAUUUAAAUCAUGUAAUAGUUCAUUAUUAUUAAUUUACAAGCUGUUUAUUUAAGAUAUUAAUCGGUUGGAAAGAAAUUAUCAAGUUUCCUUAUUUUUAAAAAUUCGCGCCAAUAAUUUUGAAAUUUUUUUAUAAGAAAUUAAUUUUUUAAGAAUCGAUUUACUGUUAAAAAUUAAAUGAUCCUCAAGUUAACAGACGAUUAACUAUUUUCGGAUUUUUUUUUAAACGUAUAAAAUUCAAAAAAAUAAAAACUAAAAAAAUGCACAUGUAGGGAAUUUAAAAAACUAAAGGUGCAAUUUUUUAAAAUAUUUUUUUUUUCAUAAAUUAUUGUUUAAAAAAAAAAUCCAAAAAUAAUUGGACUGUCUAAUUAUAGAAAAUUAUGAUACUGAAGUUAGCAGAAGUCUAAGACUUUUUGGAUUUUUUUUUAGACGAUAAAACAUAAAAAAAAAAAUAUUUGAAAAAAUUGCACCUGUAGUUUUUUGAAUUUUCUACAUCUGCAUAUUUUUAUUUUAUUUCUUUACAAUUGAUUUGUUGAAAUACGAAAAUUCAAAAAUUUUUAAAUGUCUGCUAACUUCAGGAUCAUAGAAAAUUACCAGACAUCGAAGUAAAAAAAUUUUGUCGUAACUACAAAAUUUGAGGUUAAAAUUUUUUGAACUUCUCCCAGAGAGAAUAAGCUUCGAAAUCACCCCCACUAGGAUAAUUUUUAUACUGCGCAUGCGCAAAAAGUGGGGAAAUAUUUCGCUCAUAGAGAGCAGAGUGAGGGUAAAACCCGAAAACACCCGACGUACUCCUGUAUUUGACAAAAUGGCGGCUGUACUAUAAUGGCGGGGCGCCAAAUUAUGCGCAAAUAUUUUAAUUUUUAGUUAAUGAGUAAAUUUUAAACAAAAUUACUCAAGGGAAUAAAACAGAAAAUUAAUAAAUGAAAUUUUUUUAAUAAAAUUGGAGAGCAAGAUAAAAAUCACUCUCUUAUAUAAUUAAAUAUUUAUGUAAUAUUUUUUUUUUUUUUUACUAACAUUUUUGAAAUUCAGCGGUGCCCUAAUUAAUUUACUAGAAAAAAAUUAUUUUAAAUUAU
Microplitis mediator is the source of this 7035-nucleotide messenger RNA. Its product is annotated as probable serine/threonine-protein kinase MARK-A. Gene Ontology annotation, cellular component: nucleus. Bases 536 to 4075 code for a protein of 1179 amino acids. NCBI's taxonomy places the organism in Eukaryota, Metazoa, Arthropoda, Insecta, Hymenoptera, Braconidae. The record is from RefSeq and is a predicted model, not a curated record. Gene Ontology annotation, molecular function: protein serine/threonine kinase activity; ATP binding. Gene Ontology annotation, biological process: positive regulation of apoptotic process; protein phosphorylation; intracellular signal transduction. The transcript has 6 exons.